CAUGAGCUCACCCUCUCUUUUCCUCAUCUCUGCACUCAAAUUCAGCUCGCAAGUAAUCUCGUUAGUACCACAGAUGGAGGUAAAUAAGGAACAGAUAUUGGAGCUGCAUGGGAGUUUUGAGGGGAUAGAUCAUGAAGCUGCAACCACACCUUGGACUGUGAAGGAUGCCAUUAUCGUACCCCAAAGAAAAUCUUGCAGCAAAAUCUCAAGCAUAGCUCAAGAUGACAAAGAUGAGGCUGGAAUUAGUAAAAUGAAAAGCUUUGAUAAAAAUUUGGAAUCCCCAACUGGGAGAAAAAUUCGCAAGGCAAAGUCACUGAGUGCUCAGUUCUUAGUCAAUAUAGAUGAACUGAUAAACAAUAUUCCAGGAAGCUAUGAUCAGACAUGUUCCGUUCUCAAUAGGGCUUCAAGCAAUGGUUUAGGAUAUUCCUUCCCACUUGCUGGUGCCACAAUGCCUUCAGAGAACUUUCCAGAUGUCUUGAGACUUCAAAGUCCAAAUUGCAAUCAAGAUAGUGAAAAUGGACAAUUUGAGCCUGAUCAUGAAGAUGAACCAAAUUCAUUCAGGUGGAAGCAAAUAAAUAGUGAACCUGUCCUACCAAUAUAUAUCAAGUUCCAGGAUGUGAAGUAUAAGGUAUCAAUGAAAGGUGUAAAAAGGUCAGGUUCAGAGAAGUAUAUACUGCAUGGAAUCACCGGUUCAGUAAAUCCUGGAGAGGUACUUGCACUAAUGGGACCAUCAGGAGGCGGCAAAACAUCUCUUCUUUCUCUUCUUAGUGGAAGAGUCAAAUUUAACAGUGGUACCAUCACUUACAAUGACCAACCAUACACAAGGUCUCUAAAAACAAGGAUUGGAUUUGUGUUGCAAGAUGAUGUAGUGUUUCCCCACCUCACAGUCAAAGAAACACUAACUUAUGCUGCUCUGCUUCGUCUUUCAAGUACCUUAACUAGAGAACAGAAGAAAGAAAGGGCAAUGAAUGUUAUUAGCGAGCUAGGCCUUGAAAGGUGCCAAGAUACCUUAAUUGGUGGCAAAUUUGUAAGAGGGAUUUCUGGUGGUGAGAGAAAGAGGGUUUGCAUUGGCAAUGAAAUCCUUCUCAACCCAUCCCUACUCUUCUUGGAUGAACCAACAUCUGGUCUUGAUUCAACAACUGCACUCCGGAUUGGUCAGAUACUUAAUAACAUUGCAAAGGCUGGCAAGGCAGUGGUGACCACAAUACAUCAGCCAUCAAGCAGGCUCUUUCACAAGUUUGAUAGACUUAUUCUCUUGAGCAGAGGAAACUCCUUGUACUUCGGGAAAGCCUCUGAAGCAAUGAUGUAUUUCUCCUCCAUUGGUUGCAAUCCACUUAUUGCUAUGAACCCAUCAGAGUUUCUUAUUGAUCUCGCAAGUGGAAAUAUAAAAGACAAAUCAGUUCCAUCAGAGCUGGAAGAUAAGUUCUUACAAGGAAGCAAAAGACAUGACAAAAAAGAUGGAGGACCUUCCUCAGUUGAUGUCCAAGAGUUUCUUGUGGAGGCCUACGAAGUAAGGCUCGCAAAAAUAGAGGAAAGAAAGCUCCAAAAACCUGUGAUAAUACAGAGCGAGCCAGAAAAAGAGGGCAGGUCAAAUUCAAGGGAAUGGGGAGCAACUUGGUGGGAACAGUUCUCAAUUCUUUUCAGUAGGGGCCUUAAAGAGAGACGCCAUGAAUACCUAAGCUGUAUGCGCGUAACUCAAGUUAUUUCUACUGCAGUAAUCAUUGGGCUGCUUUGGUGGCAUUCAGAUGCUUCAACUCCUAAGCGACUUCAAGAUCAGGCAGGGCUGUUGUUCUUUGUUUCAGUAUUUUGGGGCUUCUUUCCUUUAUUCAAUGCCAUAUUCACAUUCCCACAAGAAAGAGCUAUGCUGGCUAAAGAGAGAUCAGUUGGGAUGUAUAAACUCAGCGCUUACUUUUUAGGCAGAACCACUAGUGAUCUUCCUUUGGAUCUCCUACUGCCUAUAGUGUUCCUUCUAAUAGUUUAUUUCAUGGUGGGAUUGAAGCUUAGCUUUGCAUCAUUUUCUCUAACCAUGCUUACAGUUUUCCUCAGUGUCGUGGCUGCUCAGGGUCUUGGACUGACCAUAGGAGCAGCAUUUAUGGAUGUGAAGAAAGCCACAACAGUAGCUUCCGUCAUAGUUAUGGCCUUCAUGUUAUCUGCUGGAUUCUUUAUCCAGAAAGUCCCAUUAUUCAUGUUGUGGGUACGCUACAUCUCAUUCAACUAUCACACAUAUAGGUUGCUCCUAAAAAUACAGUAUGGAUGCCCAGCUCCAACUUCUGGAUCAAGUUCUUGCGAGUCUCCUUUCAUCAGAGGAUUAAGACUGGGUGAAGGUGAAACAGAAGUCGGGGCUCUGAUGGCCAUGGUCAUUGUGUAUAGGCUACUUGCCUACUUACUCCUAAGGAGAAUUUCUAAGACAUAGUCUAUUCCAUUUUCAAGGACAAAGUUGAAGACAUCUGCUUGCUCUGUUGAGUAAGACCAAAGUUGGAAGACAUCCAGUUGCUCUGUUCCACAAGAACCAAUAUCCACAUAAUGAAAGAUCCUUGGUGUAAAGCCUGUUAUGCAUAGGCUUUGAGGAAUUUAGUUUCUCCCUAGAAAAAUAAAUCAUCUUCACACUGUAUUCAGUUCUUUCUGAGCCAUUUAUAUUUGUAGUAAUAUAUCUAUGGUUGAUUAAAAGUUUGUGACAGCAAAUAAAACUGAGAAAAUCCAUCAUCUUGAAUGUCUUAAAGAAUAGUUUCUUCAA
Messenger RNA from Juglans regia (Persian walnut), 2734 nucleotides. RefSeq names its product ABC transporter G family member 22-like. Gene Ontology annotation, molecular function: ABC-type transporter activity; ATP binding; ATP hydrolysis activity. The record is from RefSeq and is a predicted model, not a curated record. Lineage: Eukaryota; Viridiplantae; Streptophyta; Magnoliopsida; Fagales; Juglandaceae. Gene Ontology annotation, cellular component: membrane. Bases 2 to 2413 code for a protein of 803 amino acids. The transcript has 11 exons.